CAGGUGGCGCUGGCAACCCUAUUUUUAGAAAUGGUUGUUUCCCGACCUCACAUAAGGUACCCUCGCAUUACGUCGAUUUGAUAUAUGAAAAAGCCAAAGAAGUUCGAAAGUCAGUGCUAUUUUUAUUAGGAAACUCCUUACUGAUGACGUAUUUCACACUUUCUUCGCUGGAACAGAACAGAAAUGGAUGAAUACUCCCAGGACUUGUUUGGAGAUCAAGAGGAAGCUGGACCAAGCUCACAGACAGAGGUUAUUCCAGUAGAAAGUGAUUCAGACUCCACCCAACCACCAGACAGUGGAGAGUACGAGUCAUAUUAUGAGUGGGAGCCUGUAACCCCACCAACCCCACCAAGGAAAAAAGCUAGAUCUUCACAUACAGAAGUGCCAGCGGAAACCUGCUCUGAAGAUCCUAGCCAGAGUCUCCUGCGUCGAAAGGCCAAAAAAGGCAAGUCAAUCCUAACCCAAACUGUAUUGACAGGUCCUGUUUUUACAUCUUCCGACUCAUUGAUAUAUGGACCACUAACAUCAUACCACUCGUGUACGAAAAUAGAACACAGAGAAAAAUCAACACAAACUGUUGUUUUCGGUCCAGUUGUUAUUAAGUCCAAAAACAUUUAUAUUGAUUAAUUAUUUUAAUUAUUCAUCAUGGCAUUCUGCAAAGAUCUUGGAUUUGAACUACAACUAGUAUUUUCAGACUCUAAACCAUCUGCUACACACCUAACUGUUGGCAGUGUCCUGGAAAUCUUCAGCUUUGGAAAAUCAAAAAAAAUGGAAUAUAAAAGUAUUGUUGAAUGUAUUGGACAAAUUGUGGCUAUUAGAGAUGUUAACAUUCAAGCAUGUAUUUCAAAAAUUCACCGUGCUGCCAGUUCUGACAAAAAGAAAAGGGGAAAGCUGAAAGAAGAAUUUAGAAAUGAAACAUUCAUAGUGCCAACAGAGUCCACAUCAGCCUCCACCAUAGCUUCUACUUCUGGCUGUACCUUAGUCUCUCUACAAAUGCCUAGUACAGCAACACUAACAACAGAAACAAAGGAGAAAAAAGUUAACAUCUUACAGACACAGUUGAAAGAAAGAAGACUCAAAGUGCAGGAGUUAGUACAAUCAAAUAAAUUAUUGAAAAGAAAGUUAGGUAGAAGAGAGUCCAAGAAAUGCAGAGAAAGUUUCCAAAGGAAGGUGGAGAAGGAGACAGCGGUUGCUCUGAAAAGUGUGAAGACUGUUCAAAAAGAGCUCAAGGUUAAAACAGCCCUUCUUACGAAAGCCCAGACCAGAAGUAAGAACAAUUAUUCUUCUCUGAUCAACGCGAAUCGAAAAUUGAAAUCAUUGGAACACAGAGUAAAGAGUUUGGAAAAUGACAAGGAAAAAUUAGAUGCAAUUUUGCGAAAGACAGAGGAAGAAAAGAAAACCAUAUGCGACAGAAACAAGAUUGUCUUAAAAGAAAACAAAGAC
Messenger RNA from Pecten maximus, 1443 nucleotides. RefSeq lists its product as uncharacterized. The record is from RefSeq and is a predicted model, not a curated record. NCBI's taxonomy places the organism in Eukaryota, Metazoa, Mollusca, Bivalvia, Pectinida, Pectinidae. The transcript is spliced from 4 exons. Bases 184 to 627 code for a protein of 147 amino acids.